Amoebophrya sp. A120 is the source of this 3940-nucleotide messenger RNA. NCBI's taxonomy places the organism in Eukaryota, Dinophyceae, Syndiniales, Amoebophryaceae. The record is from the annotation of a GenBank genome assembly.
AGUUCGUACUACUAUGGGCCUGAUGAUUCAUUUUUAAUUUUUUAUUGAAGUCAGUGUGGUCGAGACUGAUUUUUCCUCCGAAAUUUUUUUAUAUGAUGUUGAGCUUGGACCAUCUCCUUCUGCCUCGACGUAUGUCGGCAGCUGUCUCUCCGUCGGCAUCGGCAUUUCGAUGGAAAUGGUGUUGUCGCCAGCUUUUCCUGCUCUCGUUCUUGACAACGAGAUUUUGCCAUGCGGUUGAGGGAAGCGAGGAGUCCCCCGAGCCGGUCGGAGAAACCGCGAAGAGCAGCCACGAUGCCAAUGCCGCCCCCGCGAACCCCCCGUCGACUACCAAUAUUAAACAGCAACCGAAAUCCCUUUCCCAAAAAUUCACCGCAAAACUCAACUACAUUACCGAGCGCUACCCCCACGUCGCGCCAUUUUCCAGUGCGAAGGAGCAGUGGCUGCGGGGCGAUCCUGCGCCUUUUCGGUGCCCCGGCGUUCCGAAAGCGGCGACGUUCAAAGCGAAGUAUUUGUUGGAAAAGCAUCGCACUGCUAGGAUAAGUUGCAGUUGUCAUGCAUGACAGAUCCGCAUGCGCAUGCUUGCUUGAAUCAGAAUCCGCAUGAGAGACUCCAUUUUCCUUUCUUUUUUAGCGUAUAAGUUGUCUUGCAACUACUUUUAAGUACUAGUAGGAUGCUUUUCCAAUGCAUACCAGGCUGCUGCAUGCGAAAUGUCGGCUGACGAUGGACAUUGAGGUCGAUGGCGAAUCAGAGGCAGAACAGCCUAGCGCAGGCGAGGAAGUAUGCAUUGCAAAAGAACAAGAAGUAUCGUACGUACUAGAAGAAAUCGCGUGGCAACAUAUUUCACGAAGAUGACAACUGGGGUUUGUCAUGCAUCGCCAGGUAAGAUAGAAGGCGAAUCUGUCACGCAUGACUGCGAUUUUACGAGCGCGAUACAUUUCCAUUUGCAAUGCAUAGGAAGAAGGACCUGACAAGAGAAGUGCCGGAGGCAGUAGUUGCGCAAAAGUGGCCCAGGAGAUCAUCGCGCGGGUACGCGGCGAAAAGAAUAAAGAAAAAAAGAAAUGGCAGGAUCCGCACAACGGCGGGAAAUACGCGGUGGCGGACGAGGAAGUAUGAAUUGCAAAGCUACGUAUCGUGCUUGUAGUCUUACAUUUACCAUUUUUCUUAGCUGCAUGACGCAUGGAUGAUGAAUUGGGCACGCUGAUUUAUCUUGGCAAGUAGAUUUGUCAUUGGCAUGGUGCAUGAUUGUGAUUGCAACUACGAGCGAGAUUUUGCUUUUCCGAUGCAUAGACACUACCAAUUGUGAACGUGUUCGACCUCGGGAGCAAGAGCAAGAAGGUGCUAAAGAAACUGGGAGCAAAACCCCCACCGACGAAGGACAAACCUUGGAUCAUACGGGUGCAACGGAUGACAAACAUGAAAGACCCAGCCGGAGAGCCACUGCCGGCGGAAAAGCAGUACACGGACAAAGUGAGCCUGGUUCUGGUCGACGGGGGAUCAUCCCCUGGCAAGUGUAAAGUGUUCGGCUGCUCUAUGGAACUGUCAGGAUCGAAAUCGGCAAAGUUGAGAUGAUUUAUCAUGCAUAAAAUGGAUGCCGGUUGUAACCCAGUUUCCAAGUGACGCGUGACAAAUCUGGGUAGAGCCGAAAUCCUGUCUGUCAUGCUGUUUGGGUAAGGAAGACGCCAUUUUUCAUGCUACUUUAGCAGCUCCAUUUCUGCCCCUCAACAGGCUUACAAUCUGUCUCACUUGCCUACUCUGCAAGACAGGCACUUUGUGGGUUGUGUUUUAUGCGUGACGACCUUUUUCAACUUUGACGAUUUCGAUCCUGACAGUUCCAUAUGCUCCGAAUCCCAAGUUUUCUCCAUGUUGGACGGGUCGACCAACUACUGCAACCUGCGGAAUCUGGUAUGCUAUUCGAUGGUGCAAAAGUUGGAGAGAUAUCGCAUAUUUUGCUUGUGGUUGGAUGAAGGUGGAGUAGAACUGCAAGAAGAGCCUAACUUGCAGUGCGCAAGAAGUAGAUUUCUUUGCAGAUACCAGCGGCACUACGAUGUAUGCAAACACGGUUUUGACCACUACACUCAUCGAUAUCAUCAACUUUUGCAAACCGCCUGUAUAACUCCGGCGCAGCGGACGGCUGUCCGUUUGUGCACCAUUCCUUCGCGAAGGUCACCUCGAACCCCGACGGUAAGGACCAGCGCUGCACACAACACGAUAACGCUAUGUGCAACACGGGACCAGCCGCUCUACAACUUCCUAAGGCACCGGCGGAGGAGGAGGCAGUAGAAGCAAAGGACAGUGGCGGCGAGAAGGCGGAGGAGGAUGUAGAUGCUAACGCAGACCACGGCGAUGUUCAAGAUGAGCAGGGGCGGGACGGUACAAAAACAGAAGAGAAUGCAGAUGCAGACGAGCCCCAACCUGAAGUGCAAGAUGAACAGGAUGAAAAAGUGGACGAAGCGGAAGCGCCAGGGGCUCCUUCUGGUGAAACAGCUGCAGAAGAUGCUGAUGAAGCAAUGGACUCGGUGGCGAAAGAAGUAGAUGCGGGUAAGCCAGAGAAGAAAUCGUCGAAAAAGGAAAAAGACAAAGCGAAGGACAAGGACAAGGACAAAACGAAAGACAAGGACAACGAAAUUAAAGUGAAAGAGAAGGACACAGCGAAAGACAAGGACAAGGACAACAAAGCGAAAGACAAGGACAAAGACAUCAAAGCGAAAGACAAGGAUAAAUCGAAGGACAGCAGGAAAUCUUCAAAAUCAAAAAAGCCGAUGUCCUCCAGGACCACUACCAUCGAAGGCAAAAAACCUGCGGAAGAUGCAGAUGCGGGCGCAGACGAGCCCGCGCCUGAAGUGAAAGAACAAAAGGAGGACGAAGCGCAAGCUGUAGCUGCUUCUGGUGAACAAGGAGCAGAAGAUGCUACUGACGCAAAGGACUCGGCGGCGAAAGACGAUGUAGGUAACACGGCGGCGAAAGACGAUGUAGGUAACACGGCGGCGAAAGAAGAUGCGGGUAAGCCAGAGAAGAAGUCGAAAAAGGACAAGGACAGAGCGAAAGUAGACAAGGACAAGAACGACAAAGAGAAAGACAGUGACAUCAAAGCGAAAGACAAUGACAUCAAAGCGAAAGAGAAGGACAAAGCGAAGGACAGGAAAUCUUCAAAGCCAAAAAAGCCGACGUCCUCCAGCACCCUCGAGGUCUUCGACGACGGGUCCUCCUCGCACUUCUACCCUCCGGAACCAGAUGGACUGGCGGAUGAGGAAGUGGAGACGCAUGACAACGGGGAAACCUCCGCUCGUCAGCCACCAGAGGCCGUGAGACUAAAGGGAAAAGAUCGAGAGGAAGAUGGAAACUUGGAAUUUCUCGAUAAGAGGUGAUCAUGGGUUCCUUUCACCGUCCUGUCUAGUGAGGCUGACUACUUAAGUUGAGGCUGACCUCCACAACCUAGUUCCAUUUCUCGAGCAGCGCACUCGGUAGGUUCAAAAUCCUCACAAGAUGCGUACCUUGGAUGAAGAGGUACGGUUAGUUUUCUUGAAAUCAACGACAACGUCUGAAGAAGUUUAAAAUUGAAUGCGCAUAAUUGAUGCAAAACUCCCUACGAGGAGGGUAAGAUUGGGAAACACCUCGCGUUUACUUCUGUUGCAGGUACCUGUAACGAGUUAUCAUGUGGAUCAGACAGAUUCAUCCCGUCAGAUACGACGAACAUGCACCUAGCUGGUCCUCCAGAGCCACUCCCAGGUAUAGAUUUAGUCAGAUGAUGACGCCACCAGAGACGGAUCUUCUACUAAACUUCUCUUUUGAUUUGUUGUGAUGGAAGAUCAAGAUCCUAAGCUCCUUUCGUGAGUCAGCAACGCCUCGCUCCUGGUCUUGGCGAGGGUGAAAGUACGAUCUUCUGCCUUUGUUUCCUUCCCUUUCGCUUUCACGUAGUAGAGGCACAGUACAAGACCUUCUA